Daktulosphaira vitifoliae (grape phylloxera) is the source of this 1296-nucleotide messenger RNA. RefSeq lists its product as uncharacterized. NCBI's taxonomy places the organism in Eukaryota, Metazoa, Arthropoda, Insecta, Hemiptera, Phylloxeridae. The coding region runs from base 119 to 1066 and encodes 315 amino acids. The transcript has 31 exons. The record is from RefSeq and is a predicted model, not a curated record.
GUUUACUUAUUAAUGUUUGUUCAAUAAGAAGCUUUUAUAAAGACAAUUAUUGUUGGUAAGACAUUUGUUCGAAGAAAAUUGUGGAAGUAUAGUAUCAAAAAAAAGGCAAAAUAUAAAAAUGAAUUAUCCAGUCUUGUUGAGAUUAUAUUUGUUUUUUUUCACAGCAUAUGGUAUCCCAGCCGAUAGUCAAAAUGAAGAACCAAAUGAGAUCCCAGCCGAUAACCAAAAAGAAAAAUCAUAUGGUAUCCCAGCCGAUAAUCAAAAUGUAGAACGCGAUGGCGAAAAUGCAGUUCAGACAUGUUCCGUCUGUUGGGAUAAUAAUCCAGAUACAUCAAUAGGAGUCUGUACACAUAAAUUUUGCAAAGGUUGUAUAGAUACUUGGAAAUUUAAUAAGAGAAGCUACCGUUGUCCUUUAUGCAAUUUUGUAUACGAUAACCUUGACAAUCAAGCAGAUGUCAAUAUCAUUUAUCAUGAUCCAAUUGAUGAAAUGUUCGAAAAUAUAGAUUAUAUCAUUACGAAUUCAGAUUAUUAUAAUAACAAUAGGACUUUUCAAGAAACAAUUAAUGAAUUAGUCGAAGAAUUGAAUAUUAACAAUAGGACUUCAGAUAAUACUGGAACAUCAAUUAUCACAUUUGAAGUAUCUAACGAUUUAAAUAUCUUUGCCGAAGCUAUGAGAAAUAUCAAUAGGAAUUCACCUUAUAAUGCUUAUAACUUCACUGAACUUAUAAGAAUUAUCAAUGCGAUUCAAGAUAAUAUGGAUGACUAUUCUCCAGUUUUGAUUAAUACCUUGGCCGAAGCUAUGAGAAAUAUCAAUACGACUUCAGAUAAUACUGGAACAUCCAUUAUGCCAUUUGAAGUAUCUAACGAUUUAAAUAUCUUGGCCGAAAAUAUAAGAAUUAUCAAUAGGACACCUUAUAAUGCUCAUGACUUAAGUGAGGUUAUAAGAAUUAUGAACGCGAUUGCAAAUAAUAUAGAUGACUAUUCUCCAGUUUUGAUUAAUACCUUGGCCGAAGCUAUGAGAAAUAUCAAUACGACUUCAGAAAAUACUGGUUCGAUGCGAAGCUGAGAAGGUGAAGAUUAAGAAAUACAAUACAAGUAGCAAAUUCUAAAUGAUAAUAUUUAAUAAUUAUUCUAUAAAAUCAUUAUUUUGUAAAACUUACUUGUAAAAUAAGAUUAUUUUCAACCACUUAAAAAAUUUUUUUAAAUAAUUAUUUAUUAAAAAUAUUGUAAAAUUAUUUAUUGUAUUACAAUGUAAAACUAAAAUGUUUAACAAGAAUUUCAUUAAAAUAUAUCAAU